This is a messenger RNA of Amaranthus tricolor (Joseph's coat), 879 nucleotides long. RefSeq names its product protein BUD31 homolog 2. Gene Ontology annotation, cellular component: spliceosomal complex; nucleus. The record is from RefSeq and is a predicted model, not a curated record. Bases 230 to 667 code for a protein of 145 amino acids. Lineage: Eukaryota; Viridiplantae; Streptophyta; Magnoliopsida; Caryophyllales; Amaranthaceae. Gene Ontology annotation, biological process: mRNA splicing, via spliceosome. The transcript is spliced from 5 exons.
AAAAAAUGAUAUAGCUGGUUGCUAUACUUGCCAAACAAAAUCCCAUUAUUAGCAGUUAAAAAAAAAUAAAGAGAGGCGAAUUUGUAAAAACCCUACGCGAAUCUCUUAACUCGAACUACCAUUGACAACGCCACUGAGCUCCGUUACCGACGUCCGGAAGCCCACGGCCCAGCCCCCACAGAACCUGCCGCACAGCCGCAUCUAACCACCAAAUUUGCAGAGCGGAAAGAUGCCAAAAGUGAAAACAAAUCGAGUGAAAUAUCCUGAAGGAUGGGAGUUGAUUGAACCCACUCUCCAAGAGCUAGAAUCUAAGAUGAGAGAAGCUCAAUUGGAUUCUCAUGAUGGGAAGAGAAAGUGUGAAACUUUGUGGCCUAUUUUCAAAAUUGCCCACCAGAAGAGUCGAUAUAUAUAUGACCUUUACUAUAGAAGAAAUGAGAUUUCCAAGGAUUUGUAUGAGUUCUGCUUGGACCAAGGGUAUGCGGACAGAAAUUUAAUUGCUAAGUGGAAGAAGCCAGGAUAUGAGCGUUUGUGUUGCUUGCGCUGCAUACAACCACGAGACCAUAACUUUGGCACGACAUGCGUUUGCCGAGUGCCAAAGCAUCUUCGGGAGGAGAAAGUUGUGGAAUGUGUUCAUUGUGGAUGUGGAGGUUGUGCCAGCGGGGAUUGAUCUGCUUGCACCAAGAUGUCUAGCACUUUGUUGCAACUGAUAACUUCACCAAUGAAUUUGUUAUAUUGGUAAAUCACACUAUAAUUUUCAGGUUAUGUCUAUUAUGAAUUUAUCCAUUAAACGAUGUGUGUGUACUUUGAUAAUACCUUGUAAGGCUGUAACUAACAUCGUUCAACUCAUCGAAGCAAAUGGAAGUGUGAUUUGCACUCUGA